GAGUUUCAUUUGUCUCCGGGCUCUCCUGAGGACAUUUCCGCCCAUGUGCCCUGGCCACCAUUAUCUCCUCUCCAGAUUCAGGAUCUCUUAGUUGGCCUCUGAGGGUGUGAGAGCAAUUUUGGAGGGCAGAAUUUGGAGGAAUUUAAAAGAACACACUCUUCCUUCUGGAACAAGUGUGCCUCAAGGGUCCAAUCUGAUUGAAGGUCCAGUAAAAUUGGAUGUUCCUCCUCUGAUGAUCCAACUUCCUUGCCAGAAACAGAACCAACUUUGAAUCUGGAAUUUAGAACAGAUACCUGAGGAGAAGAGUCAGGAGUCAGGACAGACAGACCCAGGGUCACAGCAACAAUGGCUUCAUCAGUCCUGCUGAUGAUCAAGGAGGAGGUGACCUGUCCUGUCUGUCUGGACCUGAUGGUAGAACCUGUGAGUGCAGAUUGUGGUCACAGCUUCUGCAGAGCCUGCAUCACACUGAACUAUGAGUCCAGCAAGGGUAAAGAAGGGGAGGGCAUCUGUCCUGUGUGCCGAGUUAGUUUCCGAUUUGGGAAUCUGAGACCUAAUCGACAUGUGGCCAACAUAGUGGAAGAGGUGAAGAGGUUCAAGUGCUGCCCAGAGGAGAAGCAGAAGGUUUUUUACUGUCCAUGGCAUGGAGAGAAACUCCAGCUCUUCUGUGAGAAUGACAUGGUGGCCAUCUGCAACCUUUGUGAGAGAUCUCAGGAUCACCGUGGUCACCAAACAGCUCUUAUUGAAGAGGUGGCCCAUGAGUACAAGGAGAAGCUCCAGGCUGCUAUGGAGAUGCAGAUGGAAAAUAACAAAAGAUGUGAUGAAUGGGAAGUUGGCCUGCAAAAGGAGAGAACUUUCUGGGAGAACCAAAUGCAGAGUGAUGUACAAAAUGUUCAGAUGGAGUUUAAAGGACUGCGGAAUUUCCUGGAUUCUAAGGAGAAGAGUGAGCUACAGAAACUGAAGCAAAAGUGGUGUGACAUUACAGACAGUCUGGUAGAGUUUUACAACAAGGUGGAAAUUCAGAGGCAUUCAGUGAGAGACCUCAUCUUGGAUAUGAAGGAUCACUUGGACUUCUCAACCAUGGAAAUGCUGCAGGGUGUGAAUUCUGUCCUAACAAGGAGCCAAGCCUUAAAAGUGAAACAACCUGAAAUGGUCCCAAGAAAACAGAGAAGGAUCUUCCGAGCUCCAGAUGUGAAAGGCAUGCUGCAAGUGUUUCAAGGGUUCAUGGAUGCCCAACAGUACUGGGUUCACGUGACCCUGUCUCCAGUCCAAGAUAAUAACGUUGUCAUUAAUGAGGACAAAAGACAAAUACGAUGUCAAAAUGGUUAUAGAAGGAAUUUGCAAAUUUCUGAGACCCAAGAUUUAGGCGUCCUUGGAUAUCCAGCUAUCCACUCAGGGAAACAUUACUGGGAAGUAGAUGUGUAUAGAAAUGAUGCCUGGCUUCUGGGAUUAAAUGAUGGAAAAUGUGCUAAACCCCAAAUUCAUGCAGUGAAUGAAAAGGGCAUCAAAGUCAAAUAUACUUCUGAUGAUGAUCCACAUGUAAAUUAUCAGCCUAAACAUGGCUACUGGGUUAUAGGCAUGACGAAUAGGUCUGUAUAUCAUGCCUUUGAAGAGUGUUCUAUCACCCACAAUGCCAGUGUCUUGGUCCUCUCUCUGACUCUUCCUCCCAGUCGUGUUGGAGUUUUCCUGGACAGAGAAGCUUGCACUCUCUCAUUUUAUGAUGUUUCCAACCACGGAGCUCUCAUCUAUAAAUUCUAUGAACCUUCCUUCCCUGAUGCAGUUUAUCCAUAUUUUAAUCCUAUGGAAUCAUCAGAGCCCAUGACAGUCUGUGGACCACCCUCCUAAUCUCUCGCCCAUGUCUGAUGUCUGUUGGAUCUCAUGGGCCUGAGCUUUCUAGCAUCAUUUUCGCUCUUUCUACCUUUGGUCUUUCCGUUUCAGGGACCUUCACUUCUCAUACAAACCAGUGUGGGGUUCUUUUCCUUCAUCCAGUUGUUUGUCAUUCCCCACAUUCCCAAAGAAAUGACUCUGCCCCAUUAGCUAAGACUUCCGCUACCCUCCCCCUC
Molecule: messenger RNA, 2060 nt
Organism: Mesocricetus auratus (golden hamster)
Lineage: Eukaryota; Metazoa; Chordata; Mammalia; Rodentia; Cricetidae
Product: tripartite motif-containing protein 30A
Exons: 9
Coding region: 346-1842 (498 amino acids)
Molecular function (GO): protein binding; zinc ion binding
Source: RefSeq, a predicted model, not a curated record